Messenger RNA from Gigantopelta aegis, 1471 nucleotides. Its product is annotated as collagen alpha-3(IX) chain-like. Bases 43 to 825 code for a protein of 260 amino acids. The transcript has 9 exons. The record is from RefSeq and is a predicted model, not a curated record. NCBI's taxonomy places the organism in Eukaryota, Metazoa, Mollusca, Gastropoda, Neomphalida, Peltospiridae.
ACGAUUAUGGUUAGUUUUUUUCUUUAAAUAUUUUUAAUCAAGAUGUCCGAUUUACGUGGUUGUUAUUUUAUAGGUGAACCAGGCAUGCCGGGAUACCCAGGAGAAAAGGGGGGCAAGGGGGACCCUGGAUUCCCCGGACCACGUGGUCCGCCGGGACUGCCUGGACAAGAUGGACUUGACGGAUUGGAUGGUAUGACGGGAGCGAAGGGUGACCGCGGGGAGAAGGGUGACAGGGGACUGCUGGGUUUCCCAGGAGGUAAAGGACCAGUCGGUCCCAUAGGACCGUCAGGUGCACCGGGACCGAUGGGACACGUCGGCAAGGAUGGACUAGAUGGACUUCCAGGGGUACCAGGAAUCCCCGGCCGAAAUGGCACCGACGGCGUGCCCGGCAGACGAGGUAAAAAGGGAGACGGUGGCACACCAGGGAAGCCGGGACAGAGGGGAGAGUCGGGUGUGCCCGGCGUGCCCGGAUUCAAGGGCUAUAAAGGAGCUAGGGGCGAACAAGGCUGGCCAGGUGUGGACUGUAGAUGUCAGACUCGACGACAGUCAGAUCAAGCAUCCAUGCAGCUUGAUCGCUAUGUCCAGAGAGAACAAGCUGAACCAGAAGGGGAAUGGGCUAUGUGUCAAGUGCAUUGUGUAGAUAACUAUCGACGAACACGAACUACUCUGAAUGACGUUAAAGCAGAUCCAAUUCCAUUAAGAAGCGAACUGUCUCAAGCAAGUAUGAUCCGGCCAAGGUCACUCCUUUUCCCACCUGUAUUGAUUCUCGCUGGUUUAAGUAUGAUGACACACGCAACGCUGGAUAUAUUGUUUUUCAAUGACUGAUCUCAAGAUAGACGUACUUUGGACUCUGUGGUCAACACACGUGGACACAGGUGUGGGAACAACGAACGGAUGCUGUAGAAAUACAAAACAAUAGGAUUUACAAUGCAGAGAUUGACGUGGACACAUGGGCAAAUCAAAACAUGAAUUGGACAAUAACCUAUGCACUUGUGGAACCUUCUAUGCUGUUACGACAGGAAAACAAAAGAAAUUGACAGAUGUGAAGCAUACAUUGAUGCUAAUGGUGGACAUUUUACUAUGCGAGCCGUGUGACCUUUACCUUUCACUGGUGAUGACCCGUAAAAGAUCUUCGCCUAUGGACAUAUCGAUCAGAUGAAUGUUUGGUUUAUUGAGGGUUUUAUUUUUAAAAAUAUUUCCUUGUUUUCUAUCUAAUGAUCCUUUUCGAUUUGCGAAGGUACAUGCGUAAUGUUAUAAUAAUAUACAUUUUAAUAUAUCAGGUUUUGAUUUAAAUGGAUUUCGCAAUUAAAACAAUCAUCGUUUGUUAGUACAAGACGGAGUGCAACGAAUAUUUUGACAUUGCAUACAAAUUCAUUCAAUAAAUUAAUAUAAUAUCUGCGUUGAUUGACCAGGUAUACACUUCAGUUGGUAAAAUAUCGAUAUUAGUAAGAUUUUAUGUACGUCUGUGGCA